This is a messenger RNA of Pseudophryne corroboree (corroboree frog), 4557 nucleotides long. RefSeq names its product calcium voltage-gated channel auxiliary subunit gamma 7 (gene CACNG7). Lineage: Eukaryota; Metazoa; Chordata; Amphibia; Anura; Myobatrachidae. Gene Ontology annotation, cellular component: AMPA glutamate receptor complex; postsynaptic density membrane. The record is from RefSeq and is a predicted model, not a curated record. The transcript has 6 exons. Gene Ontology annotation, molecular function: voltage-gated calcium channel activity; channel regulator activity. Bases 739 to 1566 code for a protein of 275 amino acids. Gene Ontology annotation, biological process: calcium ion transport; transmission of nerve impulse; neurotransmitter receptor internalization.
GAGAGAGAGUGCUCCUGAAAAGCUAUGUAGAGGAAAGACAAUGGGGAUCUUAGGAUAGACCAAGGUACCUAACUGAUCUUUUCAGAGCUGUGGAUGCCUCUCUCAUCACUGCAGUUUGUAUUUAUCCUUUGUAACUGCUCACCCCAGCUGAGAGAGAAGACCUACUGACCAUCUCCUCCCAUGAAAGAGAAAAAAAAAUGACCCAGAAAUUCUAUAUUUUUUGAUUAACACCCCUUCAUCCCUGUAUUUUGAUUGCAUACAAAAUGAGAAGCUCCCACCCCCUGCUCCAGACAGGUCCCCUCCAGUCAUAUUCUUCUUGCACAAAUGACUUUACAGAACCUAGACUUUAGCAAGCUGCAAUAUUCAGUCCCCAUCCCCUCCCCCCAUCCGACAUCCAGAUCCAUACCUACACCAAUACAUGUAUUUAGAUGGAUCCUCUCUAUCUUCUGAAGACAUGACUCAGAUCUAGAAAGCAAAAUACUUCGCACUUGCUUGCAGUAAAGAGACUUUAUUUUUUCCACGAGAAUACAAAGUCUAUUGAAGAGAUUCCCAAAGAGGACAGAGAAAUAUAUAUAUUAUUUUUUUCACUCAAAAAACCCCCCCAGGAAUGUUAUAUCAAGAUUUGCCAUGUUCUUGAAGCAAUAUUUAUGCAGACGCUUAAAGAAGACUACAGCUCAUAAAACCACUGGAUAAGGAAACUGUGCAGCAUCCUCAACUGACUUCCCCCUGCUUCCUAGAAUGAGUAAUUGCAGCAGCCGUGCACUGACCCUACUCAGUAGUGUCUUCGGAGCCUGUGGUCUCCUCCUUGUCGGUAUAGCCGUUAGCACAGACUACUGGCUCUACGUUGAAGAAGGAAUUGUCCUACCUCAGAAUCAAACAACUGAAAUAAAGAUGGCGUUACAUGCUGGUCUCUGGAGAGUGUGCUUUGUAGCUGGUCGAGAAAAAGGUCGGUGUGUUGCUUCCGAAUUUUUCCAUGGCCCAGACACGGAUAUUGUGACGGAAAAUACUGCAAAUAUACUCAAGACCAUCCGCAGUGCCACACCGUUUCCCAUGGUCAGCCUUUUCCUUGUAUUUACUGCCUUUGUCAUCAGCAACAUUGGUCAUAUCCGACCACAAAGGACGAUACUGGCUUUUGUCUCUGGUAUUUUCUUCAUCCUCUCUGGCCUUUCCCUAGUUGUUGGUUUGGUUCUUUACAUCUCAAGCAUCAAUGAUGAAGUUAUGAACCGUCCCAGUAGUUCUGAACAGUACUUCCAGUACCGGUAUGGGUGGUCCUUUGCUUUUGCAGCCUCCUCGUUCCUUCUAAAAGAGGGUGCUGGUGUUAUGUCUGUGUACUUAUUCACAAAGCGGUACGCCGAGGAGGAGAUGUAUCGCCCUCAUCCAGCCUUCUACAGGCCCCGCCUAAGCGACUGUUCAGAUUAUUCAGGUCAGUUCCUUCACCCAGAAGUAUGGCAUCGUGGGCGCAGCCCAUCAGAAAUCUCUAGCGAUGUGUCUAUCCAGAUGACACAGAACUAUCCACCUGCCAUCAAGUAUCCAGACCACAUACACAUAUCAACGUCACCCUGCUAAAAGCGCAAACAAUGGGAAACUGUUUGGAAGUUCUAAACGUCUCCUAUGGAUAAAACUCUCCACAUUGAUGUCACAGUUUGACUUUUUGAUCUGUUAAACUAGAGAGUAUUGCGGAGUCUAAAAUGUGAACAUUUACUUCCAAGUAUAUGGAACGUUACCACACAUGUUCCAUGUAAUCUAUCAUUUAGAAUUUUGCUUCCUCCUUUUUAUUUGAAGUUAGCUACUAAAUUGUUGUUUCUUUGUAGACUACGCAGAUAUUUACCCUUAUUUUCUUUUUAUACUUUUAUUUACUUUACCUAUUACUUUUCUUUUUAGACUUUUUUGUUGCGUUUUAAAAUCUUUUCUUCUUCCUAUAAAAUAAUUUCUUAGUAUUUUGAAGGAGAUUAAUACUCAAUCCUGAGCUUUUGACUAUGUGAAUAAUUAUUUCUAAUUUCUUCAAUGAAACACAUGAACAAUGGAAGACCACACAAGCAACCUUUUCUCUUCCACUACAAGCUUUAUCCUAAUGUAUUGUCAACCAGACUCAAAAACAAGGAAAAAUGCUAUUGAUGAAAUCUCUCCAGCAAAAUGGUUUAUUGAAGAAAAGAAACUAUGUUAUUUCUCCAUGAAGAAAAUGAAUUGGAAAGAGGAUACGUUUUAUCGAUUUAUGAUGUUCGAACAGACACACUGGUGUCAAGUACCUAGAAAAUCUAAACGACGAACACAUUUAAAUAAUUUCCUGUAGCACCCUCUUUGUAGGGUACAAUAUUUUGGAUGGGAUCCAAAGUCUUACAAAUAUGCCAAUGUUUCGAGCUCCCUGUGCCAACUACAGUAUAUUGGUGAAGAAAGCUCCCCAUGAACGUUACUUUUCAUUGAUUUAUUAUUUCCACAAUCAUAUUUUAGAAAUAAAACAAUCAGAACUAUGUGGUGUGGGGUUUGUUAUCAAAGCAUGGAGAGUGAUUAUGGAGUCAAUAUACUAAGCCUUGGAGAGAGAUAAAGUACCAAGAAAUCAGCUCCUGUCAUUUUUCAAACACAGCCUGUAAAAUGACAGGAGCUGAUUGGCUGGUACUUUAUCUCCGUCCACUUUAUGUCUCUCCCAGGCUUAAAGACCCCUUUACAGUACCAACCAAUCCGCUUCUAACUGUCAUGUUACAGGCUGUGUUUGAAAAUGACAGUUAGGAGCUUAUUGGUUGUUACUUUAUCUCUCUCCAUUUAUUCUCUCUCCAAGCUUUGCUAAAUCUCCCCCUAUAUCUGUUAGAAAAACAAAAACUAAAAAUUCAAGAUAAGCAUCGCGUCCAUCCUAAUCUGGUUAUUCCAAGUAAUGAUCUAUUUGGAAGAUACCAAGGACACUGUCUGAAAGCUGAUUUUCUGAUAGAGCUGUCACGGUGUUCUAUUUUAUGUGUCUCUUUCCUCAAGUAGUUUAAUCAUCGGUCUGGAACAUUUUAUUUUUCUUCUGCAUUGUCAGUGAAAAGUAAUAGCAUGGUGUAUUUUUUUUUUAACAAAACAAGAAUCAAAGUUCUAAAAUUCGAUACCCACUUAGCACCGUUCAUUUGGGAGCAUGACUAUAAAACCAACAAUCAGCAUUUUGAUUAAUCUUAGCUGGCACAGUUGGCAUAGAAUGGGUGGCAUAAAGACUUAUAAUGAAGGAAACGUCUCAGCUUACAACCCGUUAGCUGAAUAUAUUUCCCACAUUGCACUAUCCUCACAACACAUUCUGAAGUGUUGGUUUAAUGUACAAAUGAUGUAUAGACUGAUAUAACUCAUUUUACUGCUGUGAUUUUCACAGGGACUAUGAAAGGCCUGGCUUGCAUUUUGCCCAUCGUAUAUCCUUUCAACCACGGAAGUCAUUUUGUUUCUGCAGUGAGCAGAUUAUAAUGGUGUCUAAAAGCACUGAAAUGUAUAUAGAUAGUUGAUAUAUAUCAAUGCAAUGUAAGAAAUAUAACAUGAGAUAUAGUGAUGAAAUAAUGGUCUGUCUGGAAGUCUUUAGCAGUUGCAGUUGACCCUAUAAAUAUAUAUUAUAUUACAGGGGUAGACAGAUAUUGGCACUCUAGUUGUUGAACAACAUGUGAAAUAGUUUUGUAACUACUAGACUGCCAAGCAUUGCUCACCCUCCAAAUAAACCCUAAGGUCAGUAAAGACCUCUAGAUAUAUCAUUAUUGGUAAGAUCAUUCUCUCCUUACUAAUUAAGGAUAUUAUAUUUUUGCUAUAGUUUAGAUUUCAGCUGUGCUUUCAUAGCCUAUCAUUUGUUAAAUGAAUGAGUGGGAAUGUAAGAGAAAAGAAAUCUAUACCCACUAAAUGAAGAAGUUAUGUACAGUAAUAUAUGAUGCAUAUACCUCUAACUGACCAAACAGAUUGCUUAAUUUUCUUUGCAAUAACUGGCCUUAUUGUUAACGAGCACAUGAGUUCUGACCUGUACAGUAUAACAUUUGAAGAAACUAUUAUUGGGAAUCAAAAUGUGCAAAUUGUUCAAUUCUGUGGGGGAUUUGAAUGGCGGUAGUUGCCUAAAGUUGCUACACGUGUGUGAAAAUGAUACUGUAACCAUAUGAGUCAAUGGUCCAGAUGUAAUGAAGUCUGAGUUGACCGGAGGUGCGGGUUCCCAGCCAAACUGGGACUUUCUUUUAAAGCGGCAAUCAUGGCCUUGUAAAUGAUUGCCGCUUUAAAAAAUGUCUGAGUUCGGCCGGGAACCCACACCUCCCGCCAACUCGGACUUCAUUACAUCUGGCCCUAUGAUAGAGAAGAGGUAGUAGAAAUAUCAUCUAUUUUCCCAUGUCACUACAACUGGCAUAUCUUCAAAUAGCUUUCAAUCCUUACCAAAUGUUGGUUUACAUAUUCUGUACAGGACAAAAGUUAAAUAGUACAUUAACAAGUGAAGCCUGCUCUAUAUUUUACAUGAUCUGUUUGUUCAAUAGUUGAAGAUUCUUUGCAAUUUUAUAUCAGCUACUCCAUUUUAUACAGAAUUGCAAUGACUCAAGAGGUGCCCUAAUAAAACACCCUACAGGAAUGCUAUAAUAA